Messenger RNA from Microsporum canis CBS 113480, 3501 nucleotides. Its product is annotated as transcription termination factor 2. The record is from RefSeq and is a predicted model, not a curated record. The transcript is spliced from 2 exons. Gene Ontology annotation, molecular function: ATP-dependent chromatin remodeler activity; ATP binding. Bases 1 to 3501 code for a protein of 1166 amino acids. Lineage: Eukaryota; Fungi; Ascomycota; Eurotiomycetes; Onygenales; Arthrodermataceae.
AUGAGCAUCCCAACUGCAGCCCUUCUGUUGGAUCCAAAGGCAUACAAGAGACAGAAUACAACUGGUAAUACCUCACCUUUCAUUCAUCAGCUCGAGCACAGUUGCGCAAUGGACAGUGGACAAGUACUCAGAAUUCGACACUCAAGCGAGCCACGCAUUUCGCUUCCUGUUGCGUCAUUUUCCCUUCCUCAGAAGCGUCAGCCUAUAGACGACAUAAAUCUACUCGAAAUAAUAGAUACUCACACAAAUUUCAAAGGUCGAUCUACUCCAGGAAGCAAUAAUAAACCUCCUGAUGCCCAGGGACCCACUUCGACCGGAGCUCCUGUAGGAUCCUCGUUUGACCCGAAGCUGCUACUCGGGCCUCGACAAUACAAAUUCCCCACGAGACCUUCCCCAAAUACAAACAACCUUCACGAUUCGAGUAACCUCAGCCACGGCCGUAAUGGGGUCAAGAUACCUACUAAUACUGCAUCUGGUGGGGCAGACGGCGGGGACCUGCAGCCAGAGUCGAACAAAUCACCUGCGGUGGCACAUGGGAAUAUGAUCGAAGAUAUAUACGGGGUUGAAAGACGAGAAAACCAGCCGCUGAAGCGAAUCAAGGUCGAUAAUAAGUCCUCCACAAGUAAUUACGAUGGACCGGAAGCAAGAUUUUCGACCUCCGGUACCUCAGCUCUUGGGAGCUACAUGAAGGAAAAGCCAGAUGAUGAAGGUCGAACCGCUGUGACUACCAAUAAUACCAUUGACCUUACGGCAGAUAAAGACGACAAGAACGACGACGAUGUCAUAUUCGUUGCUAACAAAGAUAGAGGAGCAGAGGAAGUGUGUUAUGGUAAAAUUGAAGGGGCGACAGUACACGCACACAUCGUCCCGGCUCCCCCAAAAUCCGUAUUUAGCGGAACAACGGCAGACUGGCCUUCCAUCCGGUGCCAAUUAGUGCGGAAACGAAGUCAAAAUAUAACAGUUGAGGUUCGAGACGUCACUGGUCGCUCGUUUGGAGUUUUGGAUACCCAUGUUUCAACCGCUUUGGCGCCUUUACUUGAUAUGACUUUUGACUUGAGAACCCAAGCCCGCCUCGACGUCCGUAGGAGAAGGCCAAAUGAAUGGCCCGGCCAGGCAUGCUCGGAAUUAUUCCGUAUCUCAAUAAACCUAUACGGCCCCAGACGCGUUGCUGAUAACAUUGGACGUUUUCUAAGCCAGAAGAAUAUCUGGCUGGGUUUUCCAAAUGCUGUCGAAGCUGGAAUCUCAACUUACAAUCCCCAUGCUGAGAGACGCCGGUUGAUGGCAGUUGCGACUCAGCAGCAACAGCCACAGCAGUCUACUAGAUAUACUGUUCAGUCUGAAGUUCGUACUGCUGAAGAGAUUAGCAACGCCGUUACAAAGAUGUUUGACCAGCUUCAGGGUGCCCAAAAUCUUCCUGAGAUAGAUACCCCUGAGUUGCUAAGCACGCAACUCCUUCCACAUCAAAAGCAGGCACUUGGAUUUAUGAUGGAGAAGGAGAAGCCACGCAAAUUGGGCCCAGAUGAAGCAGACAACAACUCACUUUGGAGGGUUGAACAUAAAGGAAAUGGGCAGCGCAUCUACCGCGAGAUUAUCAGCGGAGUGACACUCACAACGGAACCACCUCAGAUCCUAGGCGGCCUACUGGCGGAUAUGAUGGGGCUAGGCAAGACUUUGAGCAUCUUAUCUCUUAUAUGCUCGUCACUGCCUGAAGCGGCAGCUUGGGCUCGCAAGAAAUCUGCCGACUCGUCCAUGAUCAAUGCGAAGACCACCUUGCUGGUAUCCCCCCUCAGCGCCGUCGGUAACUGGGUGAGCCAAAUUAAAGAACAUAUUAAGGAUGACGCCCUCUCGGUCUAUGUUUUUCAUGGACCAAAUCGAACUGAAGACCCCAAAGAAUUGGCACAAUACGAUAUUGUCAUAACUACCUACACCACGGUUUUAAGCGACAUUUCUGGCAAAAGUUCUAAGAGAAAAACUAGCCCGCUUGUGCAAAUGAAUAUGUUCCGAAUUGUCCUAGAUGAAGCACAUAUAAUCCGAGAGCAAAGCGCGGCUCAAAGCCAGGCUAUCUUCCAACUAAAUGCACAACGGAGAUGGUCUGUCACCGGAACCCCUAUCCAGAACAGACUCGAAGACCUUGGAGCAGUUUUGAAGUUCCUGAGGCUUUCACCAUAUGAUGAACGAGGUCGAUUUGCCGCUCAUAUCGUCUCGCCUUUCAAGUGCGAAAACCCCAACGCUAUCACCAAUCUGCGUGUGCUGGUAGACUCGUUUACCCUUCGACGAGUAAAGGACCGCGUCAACUUACCACCUCGACAUGACAAGACUGUUAUGCUCACCUUCUCAGAACCAGAGAAGAAGCUUCAUGAUUUUUUCAAGAAGGAAUCUAAUGUCAUGAUGAAUGUCGUCGUUUCUGAAACCCGUGAAAAGACCAGCGGUAAAAUGUACCAUAUUGUCUUGAAGGCCAUGAUGGUACUACGGCAAAUCUGCGCGCAUGGCAAGGAGUUAUUGGACAAGGAAGAUCGGGAACGGUUCCGAGGUCUUACUGCAAACGACGCCAUUGACGUAGAAGCUCUGGAUGAUGAUCAUUCUAUGACAGCCGCCAGUCGAAAGGCAUAUGAGAUGAUAUCAUUGAUGAAGGAAUCAUCGAUCGAUGCCUGUGUUCGCUGUGAAAAUUUCAUUGCCCUCCAAUCUGAUGAUGGCCCCGGUGAUAAGAAUGCAAUGGUGGCAGCCAUUCUUCCCUGCUACGACCUUUUGUGUGCUGACUGCUUUGCGCCGAUUGCGCCCAAACUGGACGAAAUGGCCGGUAAGCCUGUGCAGGUUUCCUGCGCUUUCUGCAAAAGCGUAAUAGCUCCGGCCUAUUCCGUCAUAACUACAGCCGGCUUCGAAGAAUAUCAAGCCUCGUUGCUGGAAAACAAAAAGAACCGGAAACAAAGCAAAGAAUUUGGACUCUAUGAAGGCCCUCAUACCAAGACAAAAGCUCUGAUUUCAAGCCUUUUAGAUACGGCUGAAGAAAACAAAAAGUCACCACACGAACCACCUAUCAAAAGUGUUAUAUUCUCUUCUUGGACAUCACAUCUCGAUUUAAUAGAGGUAGCUCUAGAGGAGAACGGCCUCACAGGUUACGCCCGUCUGGACGGUACGAUGUCACUAAAGCAGCGGAAUUCAGCGAUAGAAACCUUCUCGAAAGACGAUGAUGUUACAAUCCUUCUAGUGACAAUAGGCGCUGGCGGAGUAGGCCUCAACCUAACUGCGGGUUCCAUGGUUUAUAUCAUGGAGCCACAAUACAACCCUGCCACCAUUGCUCAGGCUAUCGAUCGAGUGCAUCGUAUCGGCCAGACGAGGGAAGUUACCACAAUCCAAUAUAUUAUGAAGGAUAGCAUUGAAGAAAAGAUCACUGAGCUGGCGAAACGGAAGCAGAGACUUGCAGAUAUGAGCUUGAAUAGAAAGAUGGAUAGAAGAGAGAUGCAAAAGGAGAGACUCGAGGAGUAUAGAAGCUUGUUCAAAUGA